Oldenlandia corymbosa var. corymbosa is the source of this 3857-nucleotide messenger RNA. Lineage: Eukaryota; Viridiplantae; Streptophyta; Magnoliopsida; Gentianales; Rubiaceae. The record is from the annotation of a GenBank genome assembly.
GUCUUUUUUUCAGACACCGCCUAAAAAAACCCAGUACUGACUGACCAGUGAGAAAAAAACCUUUGCUCAGAGAAAUCAUUGAGGAACACACGGUUCGCAUGCAAACCGAUCGGAAUUCGCUCUGUAAAAUUAGGUUUUUUUCGCCCAGAAGCAGCCUCGUUCUCAAUCCUCCGCUCUAUUUGUUGAGAUUUGAUGGCAAUUGCGGCUCAGAAACUCCAGCGUUGAUUAUCAAUUGCUGAAGCUAGGUAUUUCCAGAAGUUGGUUUAAAUGGAUGUGUUGGUGAACGGCGAGGUAUCUGAUGGCAGUGGAACUAAAAGAUCAUUAGACAAUGGGUGCUCCUCGAAUUCAGGGAAUGCUACCAAGUUCAAGGUCAGGAAGGUGUCAGCUACACGGGGUUUUCCUCUUAUGUGUGGUCAAGAUUUUCGGGCAGUCAAAUCAGAAUCAAAAGAAAAUGUUAUGUCAUCAGGUCAUAAACAUGGUGGAAAUCAUCUUAUGAUGAGAAAAGAUGCAACACAAGAUUUAGCCAACUUUGAUGUACUACAUGAUGUAGGGAGAUGGGGUAAUGUAGCUGGAGGUCCAGAGCCCUCGCGUAUCAAGAAUGCAACUGAGGUCAAGGUUCAGUGCAGUGAAGUUUGUUGCUUGAUCAAUGGGGAGGUUUCUACCCAAGAGGCUUCUAUUCCGAGUCCAAAGAUUAAAUUUCGCAGAAGAAGAAUCUCAGCCACACGUGACUUUCCUGAAUAUCGUGGAUCCACUACUUUUGAACAACGUGUGGAUCGGGAUGAGAAAUUAAAGGCCACCUUUUCGCGUGGGGUUAACAACCAUGACAAGGGAAAUGGUGUAGAGGCAUUGAAGGCCAGUGCCGAUAGCAUUUCAUCAUUAGAGACACUGACUGGUAAGGUAGAAAAGUACCCUCCGGAGAAAUUGCGGACUACUGUGGAAUCUGGUGAUCCAUUGUUGAUGGCUACUGUUGAAUUGUCUCCUAGUAGGGAGAAGCUUUCUACUGGGCACGACCAUAGCACCAGCAGGACUGCGGAUAACGUACUAUUUUCAAGAAAAGGUGAUAAUCAUGUUAUUGUGAAUGCUUUGAUGGCGGCGACGAGUUGUCCUCGGCGGCAGGAUCAACUGACUACCGGAUCAGGUGGUUCGAGGAUUGGUAGCUCUUCUAACCAGGUAAAGAUAACUGGGAGUGGUAACUUAAAAGCCGUCGCUAAGAAAUCUAUUGUCAAUGCUCAUCCAGGAAAGCGGUCUCUCAAGGGGAAGGAAGUGUUUGGUAACAAGCAUUACCAUUCACUUGAUACUUUUGGCUCACGGCUUCUUAAUGUUGAGGGUGAAUCUGGUUCAGUAAAUGAGGGGCCCCAUGUGGAUCCGUCUGUAGAUGUUAGCUUGCCUCCUUUUGGUCCUAGUGCAAUUACUGGUGAUGUUCGCAACCAAGUUAGAGAAAUCCUCCGUCUGUUUCAAGCCUUCUGUAGAAAACUAUUGCAAGGAGAGGAGUCAACAGAGUCAAAACAAAAAAUUAAAAGGAUUGACAUUGAAGCAUCAAAGCAGUUAAUACAGAGAGGAAAAGAAGUUAAUACAGAGAAAAAGUAUUUGGGUUCAGUCCCAGGAGUUGAAGUGGGCGACGAGUUCCAGUACAGGGUGGAACUUGUAAUUGUUGGUAUUCAUCGCCCUUACCAGGGUGGUAUUGAUUCUAUGGAUUCUGAAGGAAAGAAAAUUGCCAUAAGUAUUGUCGCUUCAGGGGGAUAUGAUGAUGAUAUGGAGAACCCUGAUGUCGUGAUAUAUUCCGGGCAAGGGGGAUUAAAAGCUAAAGAUAAGCAGCCGGAAGAUCAGAAACUUGAAAAAGGGAACUUGGCAUUAUUUAACAGCAUCUCAACAAGGAAUCCUGUUCGGGUGAUACGUGGAUCCAAGGAGAAGGACAUUGGUUCCCAGGACUCAAAAGCUAAGAUAGUCACUAAAUAUGUUUAUGAUGGGUUAUAUACGGUGGAGAAGUGCUGGAGGGAAGCCGGGAAUCAUGGAAAGUUGGUUUUUAUGUUUGAGCUGAGGAGAAUGCCUGGCCAACCUGAGAUUGCUUGGAAAGAAGUUAAGACGUCUAAAAAGGGUAGACCGCGACAUGGAGUAUGUGUCGAUGAUAUUUCUGGAGGGAAAGAGUCAUCUCCAAUAUGUGCUGUAAAUACCAUUGACAAGGAGAAGCCUCAGCCAUUCAUUUAUACUAAAAAGAUCAUGUAUCCUGAUUCUCUCCAUCCACGUUUGGCUAAAGGUUGUGACUGCAUUGGUAGAUGCUCUGAUCCUCGAAGGUGCGCUUGUGCCAUGAGAAACGGAGAAGAGAUCCCGUACAAUCAUAAUGGUGCAAUUGUUGAAGUAAAACCUCUUGUCUAUGAAUGUGGACCUCAUUGCAAGUGCUCUGCUUCCUGCUAUAACAGAGUCAGCCAACAUGGCAUCAAACUACAUCUUGAGAUAUUUAAGACAAAAUCAAGGGGCUGGGGUGUUAGGUCUCUUUCUUCCAUUUCUCCAGGAACUUUUAUAUGCGAAUAUGUUGGAGAAAUUAUUAAGGACAGGGAGGCUGAAAAAAGAGCUGGAAAAGAUGAGUAUCUUUUUGACAUUGGUCAGAAUUACAGUGAUUUAGGUGAAGGCGUGGAAGAAGGUGGUGAUGGCUACACCAUUGAUGCGGCUAAGUUUGGGAACGUUGGUAGAUUUAUCAACCAUAGUUGCUCACCGAACCUAUAUGCUCAGAAUGUGCUUUAUGAUCAUGAUGACAAAAGGGUGCCUCACAUAAUGCUUUUUGCUGCUGAAAACAUUCCUCCACUUCAUGAGUUAACUUACCAUUAUAAUUAUGUUGUCGAUCAGGUGUAUGAUUUGGAAGGAAAUAUUAAGGUGAAGCGUUGCUUUUGUGGUGCUUCUGGUUGUACUGGGCGAAUGUAUUAGAAAGAAUUGGAGUACCAAAAAACUGUAAAGGAUCUUUAGUAGUGUUUUAUAGGGAGUAAAAUUUUUUUUUUCUUCUUAUCUCUUGCGAAAUCUGCGUUUACAUUGAGGAGCUGAGGACUGACGCCACUGCAUUGUUCCUUACCCUUCAGAACAGAACGCAUUGUCAUGAAGCUACUGGUAAAUACUCUUUCAAAUUUGAAACUCUCAACAGUUAGGAUCUUCUUUCAUUUUUUGUAGUAUGAAAGUUGCCUGGAAUUGCCGGUCGUGGAAUCAUAUUCUUUUAGUCUCAAGAUAACAGCCACAAGUUUCUGAAUCAUGUGAAAUUGUUAGGCUCUUCUUUCAUUUUUUGUAGUACGAAAGUUGGCUGGAAUUGCCGGUAGUGGAAUCAUAUUCUUUUAGUCUCGAGAUAACAGCCACAAGUUUCUGAAUCAUGUGAAAUUUUUGAUUUAUUUAUGUGUCGAACUUCGCAAAAGAACGUUGGAAAGCUUCCCCCUUUAAAGCUAAAUAGAAUCAGUUAUGUACUUUUCUGAGCUUGAGAUCCUAGUUCGAUUUUCCUAGGCCUAUGAAGUUGGGUGAUUUUAGCCGUGAUUACCUUGGUACAGAUUGAUGUCUCUAUGUAAUGCAACUUAACUUGCACAGACCAGAGAGUAUGUACACAAGUUUCGAAUGUGGUUUUGAAGAAGGUUCCUUUAUCCUUUUCUUUGCCACUCUCAUUUCAGUGGUGGAUUAUAGUACUUGUGUAAGCGAGCUUUGUAACAUCAUUCAUCAUAUGAGCUGAGAGUUGGAUGGAUGGGUUUUCCCAUUGGCUUGCUUAUCUACUGAGAAGAAAAAGUCCACACUCACGCGGACAAUAUUUCCAAAAAAUAUAAACACACUAUGUGAGUUUUGCAUUGGUUCCCAUAUAUUAAUCAUAAAAGCUACAAUGAGAAUUAGAGAAC